Messenger RNA from Cuscuta campestris, 5470 nucleotides. NCBI's taxonomy places the organism in Eukaryota, Viridiplantae, Streptophyta, Magnoliopsida, Solanales, Convolvulaceae. The record is from the annotation of a GenBank genome assembly.
CAGGAAAUAGCACCUCCUGCACGUAGGAAAUUCUAUGCCUACAACUAUGAUUACAAUCCCAACAAGUUUAGAGCUGCAAGGAAAUUCCCUGCAACUUCAAACUUGAUGUAGGGACACACACCAUUAACUACUCCGGACCCAAACUUAAUUGGGUACCAAAAUCUUCCUCCUCCUAAUGCAGGAAGCCGCUAAGUACCCAGGUGUCUGGUACUUAGACAGUGGCUGCUCAAGACACAUGACAGGUGAUGCGAGCCUUUUGAGCAAUCUAAUUCCCUAUGAUGGUCCAAGAGUUACUUUUGGAGGAAGCAAUGAUUUUGGCCUUACUAAAGGGCUAGGAAAUCUGGUGUACAAAGGACUAACCAUCCAAGCUGUAUCUUAUGUUGAAGGUCUCAAUUAUAACCUUCUUAGCAUAAGUCAGUUCUGUGAUAAAGGUUACUCCUUGGAAUUCUGCAAGGACAUGGCAUCUCUCAAGAACAUCUCCACAAAUGAAGUCAUUCUCACUGGGAAAAGAAUCAGAAACAUCUAUGAAGUGAUAUGGGACGAUGUCAAGGAAGCAUGUCUAAUCAGCAAAGGUGACACUAACCUUCUAUGGCUUUGGCAUAAGAGAAGAAAUUGGGAGAAAAGCUUCACCUUCCCAAUUCUGGAGUUGAAAUUGGGAGAAAAGCUUCACCUUCCCAAUUCUGGAGUUGAAAUUGGGAGAUUUCCAGCCAAAAAUCUGGACUGGAACGUUAUUGGAAUUUCUGGGCAAGCUCCUUCUGGCCCAGCGAAGAAAGCAUAUCUGAACAACGACUACAAGUUAGUUUUGGAACUGGUCAUCGCUUGCCUCGAGUGUGGAAGUGGAGGUCAUGCCGAUGACAUCACGCAGGAGAGAGCCUUCAUCAUCAACGCUCUCAUUACCAAAUCUAAGGUAAAUUGUGCUGCACACUUCUUCAAAUCCAUCUCAAAACAUCUAGGAAAGCACAAUCAGAAGUACCUUUGUCAAGGUCUGUACAUUGGACAUAUUUUGGAGUCUAUGGGUGCUGCUUCUAAAGGAAAGAACCAAGAGAAAGCAUGUGGUGUCUCCCUCUCCAGUGUUGAAGCACCACAGAACCUUGCUCUGGUCAAUCUUGAAGAAGUAGAAGAAGUCUCUGACCAAGGAGAACUUCAAAGGAAGAAGAAGAGGAAAAUCACCUCUCCUUCAACAUCUGGAAAUGUCAACUCGGAUAACUUGAAGGAGAAGGAACCUGCUGAGGAAAUCUCUGCCCAAAACCGGAGUCCUCAACAACUUGAAGAAGAAGAAAUUCCUCAAGUCCAAAGCCUUCCAACCCCCUCACCUCAACCUCAAACAGAUGAUGCUGAUACCACUUCUGGCAGCUCUACUAUGAUUGGAAAGCCUGGAAAUCUACAAGGCAGUCUUCUCAAAAGCCACAAAGAACAAGUGGUUCUCACUUCUAAAGCACAAGCUGACUUGGAAGCAACAACUGAGGAGUUCCAAAUAUUUCCGGAAACCUCACCUGCCUUUGAAAUGGUUCUGACUGAAGCUGUCCAAGAGAAGGCAGCCUCUCCCCCACAAGAACAGAACCAGAAAACAGCAGAAGAAGAAGAAUUUCAGCAACUAAUCCAAUCUCAAGUUUUAGAUACUCUCACAACUCCUUGUGAGAUCUCCAAUCCUACUGAAACUGAGAUCCCGGAGAAGUCAGCAGAAAUUCCGGAGCAGUCAACUUUUCCAGAAACAAAUGAAGAGGAGCAAGCUGUAGAAAAUGAAGCUGAAGAAAGAGACUCCCUCUCUAGGGAUAUAUCAAAUUUUAUCCUUGAUGAAGCAGAGGAAGAAUCUGAAAGAACGCUGAGAAUCAAUGAUGAAGAAGAUGUGCAAGAAGAUGCUGAAUCUCUUCCUAUGCAACUCUUCCAAAGAACACCAUCUUCUCAUCAGGUAACCAACUUUCAUUUUCAUAGCUCUUCCAUCCCUACACUUCCGGAUGAGAAGGUCCAAGGGCUGAUUGAAUCAGCCCUAGCAUCUCAACAUGCCUCCUUUAGGCAAGAGAUAGAGCAAAUGGAAGUCAGGUACACCAAGCUGAUAGAGAAAUCUGAAAAGAAACACAGCGCAGAUCUCAAAGAAAUAAGCAAGUCAGUGCACAAGACUCUAGAGAUCAUCUCUCUAUUGAGUAAAACUGUGAGCAACACGAUGGAGACAUAUGCAUCUGACAGAUAUCUUCAACUCAAGGAUGCUAACAAGAUCAAAGAACAAAUAGCAAGUGUCACAGUUGGUCUACAAAAACAAAUGUCUCUUCUCCAAAUGGACAUCAGAUCAGCCCUGGCAGUAUCUUCAGCAAAUCAGGUAGUGACCAAAGACUACUUGAAGGUGAUCAUUGACAAUCAUAAGGAAGCAUUCAAACUGUUCAGACUUCUUGGCGCAAAGUCUGGAAAUCGCAAGAUGGAAGUGAUUCUUCAACAACACAGUCCAUCCUUGAUAUCAGAACUCCCCAUUGCAGUCAAAGAAGGAGAAGUCUCUUAUAUCCCUUCUCAUCUGAACAUGACUAAUCUAAUCCUUGAAGCACAGCAAAGAAAUCCGGAGAAAUCAGCACAGCACCUAUCCAGCUCAGGAUUGGAUGGAACAGAGGCUGUAGGAACAAUUGCUGCUCAUUUCCCAAAUGAUGAUCAAACAGAGGAAAGACGCAACAAUAUAAGGCGCAUCAAAGAACUGUGUGGAAACAUGCAAGAGGAAAGCGAAGAUGAGCAAGAAGAAGACGCCCAAUCAGAAGUUCCUUCUCCCACCAUGAGAAAAAACAACCAAGAGAAGUCUUCCUCUGACUUCAAGGUUGAAAUACCAACCUUCGAUGGAAAAGAUGACCCGGAUGAUUUCAUCAAAUGUUUAGAGACGAUUGAACGCAUCUUUGACUAUACCGAAGUACCUGAGGACAAGAAGGUCAAGCUUUUGGCCUUAAAAUUCAGAGGCUACGCAUCUACAUGGUGGACUAACACUACCACCAAGCGCAAAAGAGAAGGUAAGGCUGUUGUUAAAACAUGGACCAAGAUGAGAGUUUUGUUGAAGAAGAAGUUCAUUCCCACUCAUUAUAUAAGGGAAAACUUUGCUAGGCUUCAACGCCUAAGGCAAGGAAAUCAGUCCGUAGAAGAAUACAACCGAGAGUUUGAAGAACUAUUAAUGCGGUGUGAUCUCCAAGAAAAUGAAUUACAAACCUUUGUGAGAUACCUCUUUGGCCUAGACAUCCAAAUCGCCAACACCGUGGAGCAGCAAACCUUUGAGAGCCUUGAAGAGUUAACCAAGUUAGCACUUAAAGUGGAAGCUCAACUCAAGAAGGGCAAAUCUUCUUUGAGCCGUGCCAAUUCUUCCUCCCCAAGUACAUCAACUUCCACCCCCCUUGCUGACCAAAACCCCACGGCCCCCUCCCCUCAAAAUCCUAAAACCAUGCACACUAUUUCCUCACCAAGUGCUCCUCUUCUUUCAAAACCGAGUUCAUCAAAUAGCCAAAUACAAAAGUCUUUUCGUUGCCAAGGCAUUGGUCACUAUGCUAGUGACUGCCCAAACAAGAGGAUCAUGGCUAUUGUCGAAUGUGAAGAAGAAGAAAUGAAUCCAUUUUGGGUUCAAGGAGAGUUGAACGAAGGAGAAGAAAUUGUCGGCCCCGAAAAAGCAACCUACCCGGUAGGUUCAUCUUUCACGCUUGGAAAGACCCUCACCGGCCGCGCUGUUACUAUGGCCGCAGAAACUCCGGAAGCCUUGACAUCCUCCGACGCUGCCGCCGCCGCCGCCGCCGCUGCGUCCGCUGCCGCUGCCGCCUCCGCCGCGGUAGAGGGUAGGGUGAGCAGAGAAACCGUGGAGAAGGCCGUUACCGCCCUGCUCAAAUGGAAGGAGUCACAAUCGGAGCACCAAGCGCCGCAGCUACUACCACAAGACGAGUUCGUCUACCUCAACAUCACCCUCAAGCGAAUCCCCUCGAAGGCGCGCACCAAUCCUUUCCGUGUUCCUCUCCCGCACCCCCUCUAUGACCAAUCAUCCGAGCGUUGUGUCAUCAUCGACGACCGUCCUGGCUCCAAUCUGACUUCAGAGAAGGCGAAGAAGAUUAUAAAGUCCCAGGGCGUGACAGUAAGCAAGGUCUUGAAACUCUCUAAGCUGAGAACAGAUUAUAAGGCGUUUGAGGCAAAAAGGAAACUCAUGGGUUCCUAUGAUUUCUUCAUGGUGGAUAACAGGAUUGUUCAUUUCCUUCCUAAGCUUUUGGGAAAGCACUUUUUCAAGAAGAAGAGGUUGCCUUUGCCUGUCGACUUGACAAAGAAGGAUUGGAAGGCUCAGAUUGAGAGGGCAUGUGCUUCUGGAUUGUUUUUCAUGUCAACUGGGACUUCUAGUGUGAUGAAGGUUGGGAGGCUGUCAAUGGAGAGUGGAGAGAUUGUUGACAAUGUGAUGGAGGCAAUCAAUGGUCUUGUUGACUAUGUUCCCAAGAGAUGGGACGGUUUGAGGAGCUUUCAGUUGAGACUAGCUGGUUCUGUGGCAUUGCCUAUGUAUCAAGCAUUGCCUGAUUUGAAGUUGAAAAUCAUUGGGGCUGAUGAAGCUGAGACAGCAGUGGAUGCCAAACAGUUGACUGACGGAACCCAGAGGGCAGGUAAGAAAAAGAGGAAAGAUAGGCUUCAUGCAGUACGAUAUAUGGAUGCUGAAACAGGUGGAGUCGAAUUAGAAAGUGAUGAUGAAGAGGUUGAGAAUGAGAAGCAGAAAAUGGAUGUCAAAAUGGGUAAUGCGGAAGAAGACAUUGACGAGGAUAUCGAGGAAAAUGAAAGUGGGAAGAGCAAGGGGCCUGAUUCAGUUCCAGCUAAGCUUAAAGGUAAGAAAGGGGUGAAGGGAAAGAGCAAGAAAUUGAAGAAGGGGGAUGACUUAGAUGUUAAGAAUAAUCCUGAGAGCAACAAAGAUAGUGAGGAAGAUGAGAGUGAGAAGAGCAAGGGGGGUGGUGAUUUGGUUCCUGCUAAGCUUAAAGGUAAGAAAGGGAAGGGAAAAUCUCCGGAAAUUCAAGCUUUGAAUGGUAAGGGAAAGAGCAAGAAGCUGAAAAGGGGGGAUGACUUAGAUGAUAAGAAACAGAAGAAAACAAAGUUGUCUUCAAAGUCUGAAUCUGCAGCGAAGAAGGGGAAACGAAAGGAUUUGGCUGCUAAGAAGUCAAAAGAAGAAGUGAUCAAGCCGAAGAGCAAGAGAAACAAGAGUGAGUGAGGAGAAUGUGGACUACAUAGUUCACAGAUUUUGUGGCAAUGCAGACUCAAAACAGUUCUUUCUGUCAUUGCUGUUUUGUUGCAAUUUUACCUCUCCUACUUUUAUAGGUUCUUUCUUUUCAUUAUUAUCAUCAUCAUCAGUUAUUGGGUUUCAAUAUCAAUAUUGUUCUACAUGUGGAACUUGUGAGGUCUCUCUUGAUCUUCUAUGUUUACUGUUGAAAAUGUCUAAAAAUUUCAGCAUUUUGGCUACCUGUUGCCAAUCAUAUAUGCUCAUGAAACUGUUAUUUUC